AAUUGUGUGGAGGGACGUUUGUUCUUUCAAGGUUAUACGUCGUAACACACACAAUGAUGGGAUUUAAUUGUCGUUCUCUUAUCUUUUCGCGCUCCGUGAUGCAUUUCAAUCCGAUUAUAGAAAAUAAUCCUCGUUGUCUUUACCAUAUGCGAGUCAAGGUAGCCAAUCCAGUUGUUGAUUUAGAUGGAGAUGAAAUGACCCGUAUAAUUUGGGAAAAAAUUAAAUCCACUGUAAUUAAAUGAUAUGUUCCUACUAAUACAACAGCUUAUAUUCCCCUUUGUGGAUGUCGAGUGUAAAUACUACGAUUUAGGUCUUACCAAUCGUGACCAAACGAAUGAUCAAGUUACAAUUGAUGCAGCACACGCUAUUAAAAAAUAUAAUGUGGGAAUUAAGUGUGCAACUAUCACUCCUGAUGAACAGCGCGUUAAAGAGUUCAAUUUAAAAAAGAUGUGGUUAUCUCCAAAUGGUACCAUUCGUAAUAUACUUGGUGGCACUGUUUUCCGUGAACCAAUUUUGUGUAAAAAUGUUCCUCGACUUGUUCCUGGAUGGACGAAACCUAUUGUCAUUGGACGUCAUGCACAUGGAGACCAAUACAAAGCAUCCGAUGUUGUUAUUAAAGAACCAGGUCUAAUGGAACUUGUAUUUACACCGAAAUCGAAAGGAGGAUCAGUGGAACGUAUUAAAGUAUUUGAAUUCACUGGUGGCGGAGUUGGCCUAGCUAUGUACAAUACUGAUGAAAGUAUUCGUGGUUUUGCACGUAGCUGUUUUGAAUAUGCUUUGAGUAAAAAAUGGCCUUUAUAUUUGAGUACUAAAAAUACAAUAUUGAAACGAUAUGAUGGAAGAUUUAAAGAUAUAUUUCAAGAGAUAUAUGAACAGGACUAUCAAAAAGAGUAUGAAGCUGCUAACAUUUGGUAUGAGCAUAGAUUAAUUGAUGAUAUGGUGGCACAAGCUUUAAAAUCCGAUGGUGGUUUCGUUUGGGCGUGUAAAAACUAUGAUGGUGAUGUACAAAGUGAUGUUGUUGCUCAAGGUUAUGGUUCACUAGGCCUCAUGACAUCUGUACUAAUGUGUCCUGAUGGGAAAACGAUAGAAGCUGAAGCAGCGCACGGGACAGUUACACGUCAUUAUAGAGAACAUCAAAAAGGCCGGCCGACCAGUACAAAUCCAAUUGCUAGUAUAUUUGCAUGGACUAGAGGUCUUGAACACAGAGGGAAAUUAGAUGGAAAUCCUCAAUUGAUUAGGUUCUGUCAUAGUUUAGAAAAAGCCUGUGUGGAUACCGUGGAAUCAGGUAAAAUGACCAAAGAUUUAGCUAUCUGUAUUCAUGGAUCUAAAAAUGUGAAACCGGAACACUAUCUCACAACUAUGGACUUUUUGGAGGCAAUUGUUGGUCAACUUAAACAGAUGUAAUCUGGUAUCAUUCUUAUCAAUCAGCACUCCGUUUAUGUGUGUAUAUGUCAAUGUCAAGGAUCGUCUGUUUCAUACUGAUUUUGUAAUUAAUGGUUACCUUGAGUGGAGUUUAAAAGUGGUUUUGUGUGCACAUGUGUUUUCUACUGAAUUCUUGCACUGUUAUCAUAAUAAAAAAUAAU
This is a messenger RNA of Trichobilharzia szidati, 1583 nucleotides long. The record is from the annotation of a GenBank genome assembly. Lineage: Eukaryota; Metazoa; Platyhelminthes; Trematoda; Strigeidida; Schistosomatidae.